AUGGCAAUCUCCGAGUCCUCUUCCGAGUCCGACUUGGUUCUUUCGCCCAUUCCAGGCUCCGUCUUCGCAACUGCAUUUCACGAGCACGCUAGCGACAUCGAUGGGCAGCUCCUCCUCGACCCGUCGUUCGUCGAAUCUGUUUUCGAUGGUGAUGGGAUGCUCAUCGAUGGUUUCUACACCGAUUCUAGCUUCGCUUCAUUUCUCGCUCCCACUCCUGCACUGCAGCCGCAAACUCUCUCGUCGCCUCUCAGCCUCAGCGAUGAGAGCAGUAGCAGCCAGACUACUCUCGUCGAGGAGAACGGCCAGAACGUUCCUGUCAAUCGCCAGCGCAGGCAGCGAUCGGCGCGAUCGCCCAAGUCGGGCCCGACGGAGAGGAUGCUGGAAAUCACACCGGACGAGCUCGCUUGCUACUAUGCUAUGCCCAUCACGGAGGCGUCCAAGAAGCUCAAGGUCGGGCUCACGGUCCUCAAGAAGCGGUGCCGCGAGUUUGGGAUCCCGCGCUGGCCGCAUCGCAAGCUCAAGAGCCUGGAUGGCCUCAUUCACAAUAUACAGGAGCUUUCCAAAGAGAGCCCGAGCUCGGGGAAGAAGAAAUUCGAGGAUGCGGUGAGCGAGCUCGAGGUGCAGAAACGGAAUAUGCAAGCAAACCCCGCGGUUGAUCUGUCGGAUGACACAAAGAGGCUUCGCCAGGCAUGCUUCAAGCAGAGCUACAAGCAGCGCCGACAAGCUCUUGCCAGGCUUGAGGAAGACGACGAAGAAUAA
Messenger RNA from Selaginella moellendorffii, 759 nucleotides. Its product is annotated as protein RKD2-like. NCBI's taxonomy places the organism in Eukaryota, Viridiplantae, Streptophyta, Lycopodiopsida, Selaginellales, Selaginellaceae. Gene Ontology annotation, molecular function: DNA-binding transcription factor activity. The coding region runs from base 1 to 759 and encodes 252 amino acids. The record is from RefSeq and is a predicted model, not a curated record. The transcript has 2 exons.